AUGGCUGAACAUACGGAAUACCUAGUUGAUCAUCCAGAAGUGAAACAACUGAUUACAGACUACAUUCAAACGCUACUAGUUGUUUUGCUGGUCUCCACAGUGAAACCUGAUAAUGUAAUUGACUUCACGAUACAACAUUUCAAAGCGUUUGCAAAAGAUCCGAUACCCUGGGAGACCAGUACAAGGGGUGAAAAUGAUGACGAUGUAAUAUCACAGCUAGCAGAGAAAACAUCGGAAGUCGUGUGCGGUAUUUGUGGAUUGACCAUAAAGUGUUCGAAGGAAAUCUCUUCAAGAUCUUCUUAUGAAGAAUGUCUAAACAUAUGUUCCUACGAUUCUAUGAAAUCUAUUAAAUCAUAUGAUACGUCCACCUCAACUUCAUGUAAAAUUAAAACAAGUUCAGAAGAGCAAUCUGUUGAUCCUCAAGAUGAUUCAAAUUUAGAAACUGCUUGCAGCAAGUGCCACACAAUCAUGAAAACUUGUGACAAAUAUCAACCUUUAUCAAAAUGUCCUGGAUGUUUUAAAAUAACCAAUACAUGUUCGAAAUGUUCUAUUAUCGAUCAAAUAAUACAUAUGUUAAAGGGAUAAUACAUUACCUAUAUCAUUUUCUGCUGGAAGACGUAUCUUUAUGUGAAUUGCAUAUGACACAAUUUUCCUAAAAUUAAAAAUUACACUAUGUGAGAACAUAUAGAACGUUUUACAUGUAUUCUAAAAAUUAAUAUACAUACCACUAGUUCAAAAUUUGGUAAACAAUGUUCAUGGAAUGAAUGCUUGCAAUAAAAUACAACUAAGUUUCUUGGUUCUGUAACAAAUAAUAAUUGUAAGAAUAUAAUGAAAAUAGAA
Molecule: messenger RNA, 840 nt
Organism: Megalopta genalis
Lineage: Eukaryota; Metazoa; Arthropoda; Insecta; Hymenoptera; Halictidae
Source: RefSeq, a predicted model, not a curated record